Messenger RNA from Stegastes partitus (bicolor damselfish), 2460 nucleotides. RefSeq names its product tripartite motif-containing protein 16-like. The record is from RefSeq and is a predicted model, not a curated record. The coding region runs from base 21 to 1697 and encodes 558 amino acids. NCBI's taxonomy places the organism in Eukaryota, Metazoa, Chordata, Actinopteri, Pomacentridae. Gene Ontology annotation, molecular function: zinc ion binding; protein binding. The transcript has a single exon.
GUCGCUGCUCAGACGAGAAAAUGGCUCAGAGAGGAUCUAAUCUGACUUCAGAGAGCAUUUCUUGUUCCAUCUGUUUGGAUCUGCUGAAGGAUCCUGUGGCUACUUCCUGUGGACACAACUACUGUCUGGACUGUAUUCAAGCCCACUGGGAUGUAGAGGACCUGAAGAGAAUCUACAGCUGCCCUCAGUGCAGGAAGACCUUCACACUGAGGCCUGUCCUGGAGAAAAACGUCCUGUUGGCAGAGUUAGUGGAGGAGCGGAAGAAGACCGGACUCCAAGCUGCUGCUGAUGAUCACUGCUAUGCUGGAGCUGAAGAUGUGGCCUGUGAUGUCUGCACUGGGAGGAAGAGAAAGGCUGUCAAGUCCUGUCUGGUCUGUCUGGUCUCCUACUGUGACAAUCACCUUCAGCCUCACUAUGAUGUAGCUCCAUUAAAGAAACACCAGCUGGUGGAGCCCUCCAAGAACCUCCAGGAGAACAUCUGUUCUCAUCAUGAUGAGGUGAUGAAGAUGUUCUGUCGCACUGAUCAGCAGCUGAUCUGUUAUCUCUGUUCUGUGGAUGAACAUAAAGGCCAUGAAACAGUCUCAGCUGCAGCAGAAAGGAAGCAGAAGCAGAAGAAGCUGGAGGAGAGUCGACUGAACAUCCAUCAGAGAAUCCAGGACAGAGAGAAAGAUGUGAAGCUGCUCCAACAGGAGCUGGAGGCCAUCAAUGUCUCUGCUGAUGAAACAAUGGAGGACAGUGAGGAGAUGUUCACCCAGAUGAUCUGUCUCAUCCAGAAAAGAAGCUCUGAGUUGAAGCAGCAGAUCAGAUCCCAGCAGGAGGCUGAAGUAAGUCGAGUCCAAGAGCUGGAGGAGAAGCUGCAGCAGGAGAUCAGUGAUCUGAAGAGGAAAGACGCUGAGCUGAAGCAACUCUUAGAUUCAUCAGAUCACAGCCAGUUCCUCCACGACUACCCCUCAGUGUCAGCACUCAGUGAGUCCACACACUCAUCCAGCAUCAGCAUCUGUCCUCGGAGACACUUUGAGGACGUGACAGUAGCUGUGGAAGAGCUCAGAGAUAAACUACAGGAUGUUCUGAGGGACACAUGGACAAACAUCUCACUGGCCAUCACUGAUGUGGAUGUUUUACUGUUAGAACCAGAACCAGAACCAACGACCAGAGCUGGAUUCUUGAAAUAUUCACGAGAAAUCACUCUGGAUCCAAACACAGCACACAGACGACUGUUAUUAUCUGAUGGGAACAGAAAAGUAACAUUUAUGAGCCAACAACAGUCUUAUUGUGAUCAUCCAGACAGAUUCACUGACUGUUGGCAGGUUCUGAGUAAAGAGAGUCUGACUGGACGUUGUUACUGGGAGGUGGAGAGGAGAGGAGGAGGAGUUAAUGUCGUAGUUUCAUACAGGAACAUCAGCAGAACAGGGAGUUCAGAUGAAAGUAGAUUUGGAUACAAUGACAUAUCCUGGGCUUUGUACUGUGACGCCAACAGUUACAGAUUUUGGUACAACAACACUAGUACUCUGGUCUCAGGUCGUCCUUCCCCCAGAAUAGGAGUUUACCUGGAUCACAGAGCAGGUAUUCUGUCCUUCUACAGCGUCUCUGAAACCAUGACUCUCCUCCACAGAGUCCAGACCUCAUUCACUCAGCCGCUACAUGCUGGAGUUUGGCUUAAUUAUGAAUCCACUUCAGAGUUCAUUAAACUUGAAUAAACUGAAGUCUUUAAAGAACAGCUGGUUAAAAUGGUUCAGUUUCCAGCUGAUUCAUUCUCAUUGUACACUGUAAAACACCACCGUUGUUUAUAACUGUUUUAUUUUUCAUUUGAAUAAUAAACCGUUAUUUUACAGAUUUAUAUUUCUGAUAAUAUCUACUUAGAGCAAAGAAAGAAAGUUUUCAUUUAGAUGUCAACUGUAAAAAAAAAAAAAGUAAAAUUAUGUCCACAUUAAAAGUAAUUUGUACUUUCAGAAGGUUUGACUGUAUUUAUAUAUUGUUUAAAAAUCAUUAAUUGUUUUACUGAUAUUUGAUGUUAUUUGACAGAAACAUUCUGUACAUUAAGUAUUGAUUGUUCAACAGGUUUUAGUAAAGUCACAGUAAAAAGUUAGAAUUUACAUGUAAUCCAUAAAAACAGGAAAUAAUGUGGAAUCAGAUGAUUUUAUGUCAGAAAAUGAUUCUUUUUUUAUUUGCAUCUUGUUGUAUUUCCAUUCAUGUGUGCUGGGUCUUUACACUAUAAAAUACACUUUAAUUUGUUUUAUUAUUCUUUAAACUGGAACAAUUAGCUGUUAUUUUAUAGAUUCAAGAUUCAAGACACCUCUGACUCCUCUGAGGAGUUACCAGCUUCAGUCGCUCAGAUGGAGAGACUGUUCAUCCAACAACUGUUAUGUGUUCUUCACCAGUCAGAGUUUAUUGUGGUUGCUGCUGUUCGUGUUGUUCAUCGUGUGUUGAAAAAUGAAUAAGUAAAGCUGAUCAUGAAACUGC